Molecule: messenger RNA, 1530 nt
Organism: Erpetoichthys calabaricus (reedfish)
Lineage: Eukaryota; Metazoa; Chordata; Cladistia; Polypteriformes; Polypteridae
Product: gonadotropin-releasing hormone II receptor-like
Exons: 3
Coding region: 71-1303 (410 amino acids)
Biological process (GO): G protein-coupled receptor signaling pathway
Cellular component (GO): membrane
Molecular function (GO): peptide binding; gonadotropin-releasing hormone receptor activity
Source: RefSeq, a predicted model, not a curated record
GCCUCUCUGCCCUGUUUGUAUAAAUAACAUUUUUGGAGCAGCUGAUAAACUUCAGGAAGGCUUGACUGCAAUGUACUCUACUGAUAUGAAUCUGUCUAAUGGCCUCAUUGGGAUUUUCCCAUCUCCAACACUACAGUCUAAUUCCAGCUCUUUCCUCCUCUGGUACCCUAACUCAAGUGCAAAUCCACUCCAGCUGCCCACUUUCUCCACUGCAGCCAAGGUUAGGGUCAUCAUGACUUUUGUCCUAUUCACUGUAUCCACCUUCUGUAAUUUGGCUGUUCUGUGGACAGCGAGCACUAGCAGCAAGAGGAAAUCACAUGUAAGAAUACUGAUCAUCAACCUGACCAUUGCUGACCUCCUGGUCACCUUCAUUGUCAUGCCAGUGGAUGCCAUCUGGAAUAUCACUUUGCAAUGGUGGGCUGGGGAUGUGGCCUGUCGUGUUCUUAUGUUCCUCAAGCUUUUGGCUAUGUACUCUGGAGCCUUUGUUACUGUGGUGAUUAGCCUGGAUCGACAAUCCGCCAUAUUGAAUCCUCUGGCCAUUAACGAAGCAAAGAAAAAGAACAAGAUCAUGCUGUCUGUGGCAUGGGCCAUGAGCAUCUUCUUCUCUGUUCCACAGAUGUUCCUCUUCCACAAUGUCACCAUUACUUUUCCUCAAAACUUCACUCAGUGCACCACCCAGGGGAGCUUUGACGAGCACUGGCAGGAGACGCUAUACAACAUGUUCACUUUUGUGUGUCUCUUCCUGUUACCGUUGAUUAUCAUGAUAUCCUGCUAUACACGAAUUCUCAUUGAAAUCACCGAGCGGAUGUCCAAACGCAAUUUGUCGUCAAAGGAAGUCCAUCUACGCCGGUCUAACAACAACAUCCCUAAAGCACGCCUGAGGACUCUGAAGAUGAGUAUUGUCAUUGUCACCUCUUUCAUUAUCUGCUGGACUCCUUACUACCUCCUGGGCCUCUGGUACUGGUUUUCCCCAGAGGGACUUGAAGAGACUGUCUCCAAUUCCUUGACUCACAUCCUUUUUAUUUUCGGGCUUCUAAACACUUGCUUGGACCCCAUUAUUUAUGGACUCUUCAGCAUUCACUUCCGCAAGGGGCUAAAACGCUACUGCCAUAACGUGAACAGGAGGGCCGAAUCAGAAAAUAACUCCACAGUGACAGGCUCCUUCCACUGCUCAGCUUCCUCUUUCCACAUGAAGCGACUGGCCAUCUGCCCACGAGAGGUGCAAGGGAGCCCGACAGCCAAGAGUGAGGUGGUGAGAAAUGGCAAUGGCUAUCUCCUUCAAGGUGGAAGAAAAAGCAUCUGAGACAGGAAAAUGAACAUUAAAAUUUUAUUAGAGAGUGAAGCCACUUAAGGAUACUCUUACCAAGCUGCUAAUUUGAUGGCCACCUUCGAAGAAACUGGAAUCUUGUUGUUCAAGAAAACCUAAAGAUGCCAUCAAGCCAUGUAAAAUACAUUUAACCUGAGCAGGGUCAAGACAAGACAUUCACACGUUGUCUUUGUAGCUAUUUAUAGUAGAAAAUAUCGCUUUUG